AUGAGUACCGCGUCGACGGAAAACGCGGCAUCCAACGACGAAGCUGGGACCGGUUGUCGACAGCGAAAGAUAAAAUGCAUCAAUGGAUCGCGUCGCUCAGGUGCGCAAAAGUGUGAUCGCUGUUCCAAAUUGGACGUGGACUGCGUGUUUCGCCCUCCCGCCAUUAGACGAAGGCGCAAUAAGAACGACACACGGAUCAAAGCCCUCGAGCAGAAGCUACAAGAACUCCAAGAUGCGAUUUCCGAGACUCCGGCUCAACUCAAUGCGGAAAUUCCAUAUUCAGAUCCAUUGAACUCUGAGUUUAUGAAUGCAUCUCUAUUCUCAGACCCUCAGCAGCAACCGACUUCUCUGGAAGAUAUCCUGCCUCCUUUGGCAUUUGUCUCAACGGGCGAUCCUUAUUUAAUGUUAGAUGAUCCUGUGUCGGUCGGCCUAGUUAGCUCUGAGUUCGCUCAGGACAUGUUUUCGACAUUUUGUGUGGAUAUGGCACCGAUUUACCCUCUGGUGCUUUUGCCUUCACACUGGACGUGGCAACAUACCAGGAACAUCAAACCUGCUCUUUUCAGGGCGGUUCUAUCGGUUGCCUCAAGCAGUCAUGAACCGGAAUGUUGCAAGAUGUUGUUUCGCAAUACUGCGAAAUACGUAGCUGAAGAGGUUGCUAUGCACGGUAACAAGUCUCUCGAUUUGAUUCAGGCAUACCUCGUUCUAUCAGCAUGGUACUGUCUCGUGGAGGAUUUUCAAAAGCUAAUGUUCAGCCAAUAUGCAAAUAUGGCUGCCUCAUUAGUUCUGGACUUGAUGUCUUCAAAUGACGAGCAGUACAGGAUUCCAUCGGCAAAUGAACCAUUUGUCCACUCGGAACAGUUGAUCGAAACCUGCAGAACAUUUAUAGCAUGUUACUUUCUUUCUUCGAGUAUGGCGUUUUCAUUCCGACGGCCUUCCGUCCUCCGUCAUGAACCGUGGCUCGACGAUUGCAUCAAGGUACUCGAGACAGCUCCAAGCGUUAAUCCGAACGACCGACGACUCAUAGAAUGGACCAAGCUCCAGCUAAUUGCAGAAGAAAGCAUGUCAAUGACUGGACUGUAUAGUGGAUCGCGUGUCAACUUCUCAGAUGAUAGCAUCUGCCGGGUUCUGAGAUAUGGCGUGGAUCGUGCGACAGCGUGGAAGCGACAAGUUCUCACAGACAUUUUACACAAGCCGAUGAUAAUCCACUACCACAUGGUUUUGAUAAGCCUCCAUGAGCCGGCAUUCUACGACGGGCACGACAUGGAAGAUUUCCGGCCGCCGUACAAACUACGACCUCUACCUCUGGCCAAGAAUCUGGACAACUAUUAUUCCUUGAACGUCGCCAACUCACUUGCCCAAUGCGUCGCGUCAGCGCAAAAAGUGAUUCACACUUUCUUGGACAUUCCAAUUGAGAUUCUACAAAUAAUGCCAGUCAUUGUUUUCACCAGAAUCACAUAUGCGGCUGUAAUUCUAAUGAAGUUUGAUGUUUCUGCCCGGGUACCGCAGAGCGUGGCAUGCCUAUUGGACGAUAUCGAAUUUAACCCAAAGGUGCUCUUGUUACAGUUGCUCAACAAACUGACGUUGGCCGAAGGGAGCAAGCGGUUUAUUAUACCAGCUGUCUUUCGUGGGGCUUUAUCAAGGAUGACGAGGUGGUAUAUUGACCAGUUUGAGAGCUUGCAAGCGCCUGAUCAAGGUGAUAUUUUUGAGCCUAUGAUGCAUGUGGGAAUUGAUGCUCAGCGCAGUCCUGAUACUGGUCUCAGUCAAGCUGGCAGCGUUGCAUCAGAUACCAGCGUUCUGCCUUUGCACCACUUCCAUAGAGAAUUUUUAUAG
Messenger RNA from Trichoderma harzianum CBS 226.95, 1830 nucleotides. RefSeq lists its product as hypothetical. Gene Ontology annotation, molecular function: zinc ion binding; DNA-binding transcription factor activity, RNA polymerase II-specific; transcription cis-regulatory region binding. The coding region runs from base 1 to 1830 and encodes 609 amino acids. The transcript is spliced from 4 exons. Gene Ontology annotation, cellular component: nucleus. Gene Ontology annotation, biological process: regulation of DNA-templated transcription. The record is from RefSeq and is a predicted model, not a curated record. NCBI's taxonomy places the organism in Eukaryota, Fungi, Ascomycota, Sordariomycetes, Hypocreales, Hypocreaceae.